UUAUUUGUCUUAAGCGACCACCUCUUAUUUUACAAUGUUGUAAGCGACUUGAAUAAUACACGUGUGUUCCAGCAUGGCGGCUUACAGAGUUAGCACGUUUAUGUUACAUGGUGUCAGAAGUUGAACUUUUCAAGCUAUUAGUGAGUCCUUACACAUGCCAUAUAACAUUUUUAAUUGUGCGAGACACUAAUUAAAAUGGCGUAUGCAUUCGAGCAACCCAGUUUUGAUUGGGAGUCUAAAAAUUUGUACUUGGAAUUUACUCGAUUCCGACAGCAUGCUGAGCUCGUUUUCAAGGGUCCACUAUCACAAACAGAUGAUAAGAUAAGGGCAGGAUGGUUGGGCAUGUGGAUUGGAAAACAAGGGAGAGAAAUUUAUAAAACAUUCACUUGGGAAGAAGAUGAAGAGGAUAAACCAGAAGCAAUAUUCGGCAAGCUUGAAAAUUAUGUAAGACCCAGAAAAAACAAACGUGCACAAAGAUUUAAUCUCCAGAAAAGGAAGCAGGAGGAAGGUGAGACAUUUGACAAUUUUGUAAAAGACAUCAGAUUGAUUCUUAUGGAUUGUGAGUACCAAGACGCUGAAGACAUUUUAAUUGACUGUAUAAUACGUGGGGUAUACUAUCCUCGAGUUCAAGAGAAACUGUUAGAAAAAGGGGGAAAGACUUACUCUAGCUCAAGCAUUAGAAAUAGGCAGACAGUAUGAGUCAUCCCAGCAACAAAUGAAGAUUUUAAGACCAGAAGUUGAAGUUUCCGCCAUUAAUCACAAGUCACAUAAGAGUAAGGAAAGCCAUGCUAGUAGAAAUCCCUCACAAGCCUCUAAGAGACAGGAACACAUACCUUGGAAGCAAAAGAACAAGAAAUGUGGUCAGUGUGGUUUAGAUAUUGCAACAGCUCAUAGAAACAAUACUUGCCCAGCAAAAGGAACCAAAUGCAGAUAUUGUAAAAGACUAGACCAUUGGUAUUCAGUAUGCAGAAAACGAAAAGCCAAGGCAGUACACACUUUACAGGAAAGUGAUAAUGAUGUUUACUAUGAUGAUUCAGUGAGUGAAGAUAGCAACAAUGAUCCACUGUACAUUCAUACAACUGAAGUUGAUGAUGAAAAUGUUGACUCUGUGAGUGCAGCUGAAGAUAAAUGGAUAGUGACACUAGAUGUCCAAGACAAGCCACUUAAAUUUCGUAUAGAUACUGGAGCAAAAUGUAACAUUCUAGUGAAAGCUGAUUAUGAAAAACUUAGUCUUCACAAGAACUUGAACCAAACAACUAAAGUUCUUCGCUCCUACUCUAAUCACAAGAUCCGCCCAAUCGGAAAAGCACAGCUUUCAGUGGCAUACAAUACUACUCAGUUGCCAGUUGACUUUGAAGUAGUAGACAUAGACCAGGAAAAUGUCAUUAACGGUGCAGUUUCAGAGAAACUUGGGCUCCUCCAUAGAGUCAGAGUUAACAAGGUAAACAGUGUAGAUGAUUUCACUGAACUUGCCAAGGACACAGGUACGCUACCAGGUAAGCAUACCAUAAAGAUAGACCCAACAGCAAAGGGAGUUAUACAUCCAGCCAGACGACAGCCAGCAUCACUGAAGCCACGCAUCGUAGAGAAAUUACAGGAAAUGGAAUCAGAUGGCUUCAUUACCCGAGUCCAUGAGCCAACUGAAUGGAAGGUUAUUCAGAGAGCUACUGAAUACAACCUAAAGCUCAACUUUGAUAAGUGUCAGGUGCGUCAGCCCAGAGUUCAGUAUGUGGGACAUAUCCUCACAGCAGAGGGCCUGAGCCCAGAUCCAGAAAAAAUGCGUGCAAUAACUAAGAUGACACCACCCACAGAUAAGGAUGGAGUACGAAGAAUACUUGGUCUUGUACAGUAUCUAGCCAAGUUCAUAACAAACCUGAGUCAGGUGGAUGCCCCACUGAGAGCAUUAUUGAAGAAUGAUGUGUCAUUCAAGUGGGAACAUGAGCAACAAGACACCUUAUGA
Lingula anatina is the source of this 1960-nucleotide messenger RNA. RefSeq lists its product as uncharacterized. The record is from RefSeq and is a predicted model, not a curated record. NCBI's taxonomy places the organism in Eukaryota, Metazoa, Brachiopoda, Lingulata, Lingulida, Lingulidae.